This is a messenger RNA of Lepus europaeus (European hare), 3024 nucleotides long. RefSeq names its product pleckstrin homology and FYVE domain containing 2 (gene PLEKHF2). NCBI's taxonomy places the organism in Eukaryota, Metazoa, Chordata, Mammalia, Lagomorpha, Leporidae. Gene Ontology annotation, molecular function: phosphatidylinositol binding; metal ion binding. The transcript has 4 exons. The record is from RefSeq and is a predicted model, not a curated record. The coding region runs from base 391 to 1140 and encodes 249 amino acids.
GUUCGACUUGGAGGGGCGGGGGAGUCACCUGCGAGCGGCUGCGCCGGCCGGCCGCCCGCCUGCCGCGUCUGGAUCGCGCCGGCUGAGCGGGGCCGCUGGCCGCACCGAGCCCGCGAGGUCAGGAAACGGGAACGGGCAGAGUCCGCGCCCGCCGUCAGCGACGCGGAGGAGUCGGUUCUUUGCCGCCGCUGCCUGCGCCCUGCGGGCUGAAGAGUUAGUUGGACUUGAGAUGACUUCACAAACCUAGCAGCCAGCCUGAUGGCUGCGGUGGCUGGUGCUGGGCCAGACUGAAGGCAGGAGCCUGGAACUCCAUCUGGGUCUCCCACGUGGGUGGCAGGGGCCCAGGUUCUUGGACCAUUUUCUGCUGAUUUCACAGGCUAUUAGCAGAAGAUGGUGGAUCGCUUGGCAAACAGUGAAGCAAAUACAAGGCGUAUAAGCAUAGUGGAAAACUGUUUUGGAGCUGCUGGUCAACCCUUAACUAUACCUGGACGAGUCCUUAUUGGAGAAGGAGUAUUGACUAAAUUGUGCAGAAAAAAGCCUAAAGCAAGGCAGUUUUUCCUAUUUAAUGAUAUUCUUGUAUAUGGAAAUAUUGUCAUUCAGAAGAAAAAAUAUAACAAACAACACAUUAUUCCCCUGGAAAAUGUCACUAUUGAUUCCAUCAAAGAUGAGGGGGACUUAAGGAAUGGGUGGCUUAUCAAAACACCAACUAAAUCAUUUGCGGUUUAUGCUGCCACUGCCACUGAGAAGUCAGAAUGGAUGAAUCAUAUAAAUAAAUGUGUUACUGAUUUGCUCUCCAAAAGUGGGAAGACACCCAGUAAUGAACAUGCUGCUGUUUGGGUUCCUGACUCUGAGGCAACUGUAUGUAUGCGUUGUCAGAAAGCAAAAUUCACACCUGUUAAUCGUCGUCACCAUUGCCGCAAGUGUGGUUUUGUUGUCUGUGGGCCCUGCUCUGAAAAGAGGUUUCUUCUUCCCAGCCAGUCCUCUAAGCCUGUGCGGAUUUGUGACUUCUGCUAUGGCCUGCUUUCUACUGGGGACAUGGCCACAUGCCAGCCUGCCAGCUCGGACUCUUACAGUCAGUCAUUGAAGUCUCCUUUAAAUGAUGUGUCUGAUGAUGAUGAUGAUGAUGAUAGCAGUGACUAAGGACACAUUUUGCAAUAUUUAAUCGGGUGUGGCUAUUUGGGAAAUCAGCUUUGUGGAAAAUGUAAAAUUCUGAGCUCUCUCAAUUUUGCUCUAGCCAUGAAUUUGCCUGAGAAACUUUGAACCUAUGUGCCUCAAUGUAUUCUAUAGAAAGUAAGUCCCUCCUGCCUUCUUCCCCUCCCACAGUCUUCUACAGGGAUAGACUUGCAAAUAUAGCAGACGUUUUGAAUUUCUUACUCUUGUUUAUUUCUAGAUUAUUUUCUUGAAAGGUUGGGAAAAGAUGCUUAUUUAACAGAUCAUGUAGUAUGUUUUUUUUUUCUGUUAUAUGGAAAAGCUAAAAGUACAGAAUGAUGGAGAAAAGAGUAUAAUGUGUUUAAUAAUAUUAGCUUUUUUCUAACCACUUUACCUAGUGGUUCAAACAUUGGUAACAAAAAUACAUGAUUUGGAAAUACUUCGGCGUUUUCGUAUACCCAGUCGUGCCUUAUCUUAAUAGCACUGUUACAUGAACAAUAAGCCCCUACUUUCUCACUUUUAGAUUUGUUUAAAAAACACACUGGUGCUCUUUGAGGUAAUAUAAUAAGUGUUUAUGAAUGAGUUCAGUUAAGAAUACUUCUCAUCUGACAGCUACAAAUAACAGUUUAGAAGUAUCUUCAUACUAAAUGAAUGUUUUUCUAUAAAGUAGUUGUGAUUAUACUUUUUUAUUUUAUAGAUACCAAAUUAUAAUUGUCAGAUAUAUACUUUCAAUUAAUAAUCGGUUGUCAUUCUUAGAUAUUUGGUUUAAAAUUUAUCCAUAAUACUGAAAUGGCCUAUUGCAUUAGCUUCUGCUUUUAGUAAGACAUUUUUAGGUAUGAGUUCAUCUGCUAACGUUAUUUCUAGAAUGAAAAAUCACAUAAAAUCCUUGAAAAUAAAUUUUUUUUUAAAAAUUCCAAGAUAUAAAGCACAGAUCUACUUAAGCUUGAAAAUCUAGAAGAAAUAAUGUGUAAAAAUGGGCAAGGCAGACCACUUUAACUAGACUUCUUAUCUGUGGGACUAUUACCUAUUUCAGUGUGAAACUAUCUUGAAUUUACAAAGGUAGUACUAUAUUUUAUAAAGUUUUGUAAAAUCUCAAGCAAUAUUUCUAUUUUUGUAAAACAGUUGUAUGUUUAAUUUGUUUAUGAAAUCAUUUUGCAACCUAUGGAAAUAGAGUAGCAAUUGAUAUUUCUAAAUUGUGAACUUUGAGUCAGUUUAGAUUGUUUUUAAUGAUAGUUUUUCCCUUUUUGCUUUUGAGGCAGCCAUUAGGUUGAAAGUCUAUUUAUCAUAUAAAACUUGAUGCGUUUUGCACUACUCUCUCCAUUUGUAUGCUGCAGAUAACUACAGUCUUUCAAAUGUGGAAAAUAAGCAGUCUAAAUUUGGUUUUGAAUUCUAAAUCUUUUAAAAAUCUGAAUAUAUUGCAAAUGUCAUGAGGUUGCAUUCAGUAACGAGGUGGAGGAUUCUUUGAUAUUUUACUAUUUGGUUAAGGCACUAAUUUUACUUUAUUUCUAAAUUUUGAAAGCAUCUCUGAUACACAUAUCUUUCUCUAGGAAAUGUGAAAGAAAAGUACAGCAGAACUAGGGUUGGUUUUGUUUUUGUUAAAUAUCAGAUGGACUUUUGUUUUUAAGCAAUAUAUACACAUAGUCAAUCUAAGAAGGACCAUGAAACCUGAGAAAAGCUGAUGGAGACUUGCUGGUACAUAGGAAGCUAGCAAAUUCAGGAGCCUUGGGGAUGUGUUCUGAGACAGUGUUUGCAUUGUCAACCUCCAUUCACUUUGUUUUUACAAUAAAAAUAUUUUAUAACUUACCUCUUAUUCUCUGUAUAUUGUGACUUGAAGAUUUUUCCCUUUUGCUAAGAUAAUAAAGAUACUAUGCAUAA